Messenger RNA from Macroventuria anomochaeta, 1078 nucleotides. Its product is annotated as SH3-domain-containing protein. The transcript has 3 exons. Gene Ontology annotation, molecular function: protein binding. Bases 132 to 851 code for a protein of 239 amino acids. The record is from RefSeq and is a predicted model, not a curated record. NCBI's taxonomy places the organism in Eukaryota, Fungi, Ascomycota, Dothideomycetes, Pleosporales, Didymellaceae. Gene Ontology annotation, cellular component: ESCRT-0 complex. Gene Ontology annotation, biological process: protein transport to vacuole involved in ubiquitin-dependent protein catabolic process via the multivesicular body sorting pathway.
CACUUUCAUGGAUACCGCGGACGGGUGAUCCCUCACAACUCCAGCGAAGUUUCGACCAACACAGCAUUCUCACUCUUGACUCUGCUUUGCUAGACUUUUGAUACUCUCAAAACUCCACACAUUACUCCAACAUGAGCACCUUUCAGAAUGCGAUGAUCAACCGGUCGCUGGGCGACAUCAAGAACAAUCUCCAAUUCCUUCUCGAAUCCGAAGUCAUCAGCAAAGCUCAGCACGAUGCUAUGCUGCAGCAGCUUCCCGUCUCUGCCGAGAACUCGACGCGCGCUCUGCCUUCAGCACCCGCACAGCAGGUCACCAACCAGCUGUCCCAGAUGAAUCUCCAGCCCACACCGUCGCACACUCCCGCACCGGCCUCAGAGAAAAAGCAGAACAUCGGCUACUAUGCUGAGAACCCUGCGCCACCAGCCUACCCGUCGACACCCUCCCUCCCCGUCGGCCCCACGAUCCUCACACACGCUACCGCCAUGUAUCAAUACAACGCCCAAGACGCCGGCGACCUGGCCCUGCUGCCCAACGACAAGGUCGCCGUCACAGAGUACAUGAACGCCGAAUGGUGGAAGGGCAAGAACGAGCGCACCGGCCAGGAGGGCAUUUUCCCCGCCUCCUACGUGCGCAAGGAAGAGAAAUCCACGGUCCCCCCGCCCAGCAACUACGGCAACAUGCCUCUCGAUGUCUCCAACGGCGCUGCAUCGGGCCCCGUUGCGCAGCAGACGCCCGGCGAGCCGAGCAAGUUCGAGCAAGGCGGCAAGAAGUUUGGAAAGAAGCUGGGAAAUGCGGCGAUUUUCGGUGCAGGUGCGACUAUUGGUGGUAAAAUCGUGAACGGCAUUUUCUGAUCGCAUGUACAGGUGCGACUAUCGGUGGCAAUAUUGUCAACUCCAUCUUCUAGGAUAUCUUGUUACGCGCUUUGUCAUGUUCACUUCCGCUGUGUUCAAGAAGUUUGGCGUUUGGAUGGAUCUUGGGUAGUGAGUGCUUCUUCAUCUCUUCUGCUGACGACCCUUUUACGAUUCUGACGACUGUCAGAUAUUUCCUAGUCUCAAUUAUAUUACUUUCAAGUUUUGAG